AACAUCUGGACCUCAGGAGGAACAUCUGGCCCUCAGUUGAGUGACAUUGCUUACCUGAGUGGAUGUGAUCAGCCACAUUAAAUAAAACAUAAUGAAUGAUGUAAUCAAUCAUCACAUGUUAUUAGUCUCAUAUUCCCAGUUUGUCUCAGAACUUCUGUUCUUAACUCAACAAAAGUAAUAACAAAACUAAAACUUUAUUAGCAGGAGCAACAUUAGAAACUAAUGUUAAAUGAGCUGAUCAUGUGUUUCUGUUUCAAAUUAAAUACGAAUGAAACGGACAGUCUGGUCAAAUAAUAAUUAUGACUAAGUUAUUAGUUAUGUUAUAUUUUCUUAACCUCUGUCCUUUCUAAAGAAACUCACUCUUCCUGUUUUACAAAGUAAAAAAUCGCUGGUUUAGUUAUUUGAAAUAAUAAUAAUGAUGUCCCAUCAUGCCCUGCGGUGUGUCUGUCCGCUUGUCAAACACCUGUAGUGUGUUUCCGGACAGUGCGGGGAUCGAACCUGUGCGCUGCUGCUCUGUGUGACCUCUGACCUCUGACCUUCACCUCCACUCUGUGACGUGUGAUGAACAACUAUGAGGUCGUCCGUCAGAUCGGAGAGGGUGCGUUUGGAAAAGCCUUCCUGGUCCGAGAGAGGGGUGGAGACAGACAGUGUGUGGUCAAACAGAUCGACCUCCGGAAGAUGUCCCCCAGGGAACAGGAAGCGUCCAGGAAAGAGGGGACGCUGCUGUCGGAGAUGAGACACCCCAACAUCGUGUCCUUCUCUGCCUCAUUUCAAGAGAGAGGAAGCCUGUACAUCGUUAUGGAGUAUUGUGACGGAGGAGAUCUGAUGAAGAAGAUCAACAUGCAGAGAGGAGUCAGCUUCACUGAGGAGCAGAUCCUCAGCUGGUUCACUCAGAUCUGUUUGGGCCUCAAACACAUUCACGACAGGAAGAUUCUCCACAGAGACGUGAAGACUCAGAACAUCUUUCUGUCCAACGGAGGGAUGAAAGCGAAGCUGGGCGACUUUGGAAUCGCAAGAAUGUUGAAUAACACCAUGGAGCUCGCCAGGACGUGUGUCGGGACGCCGUCCUACAUCUCACCAGAGAUCUGCGAGAGUCGGCCGUACAACAACAAGACGGAUAUCUGGUCUCUGGGCUGUGUCCUGUAUGAACUCUGCACCCUGAGGCAUCCAUUUGAGGGCAGCAGUUUGCGACAGCUGGUCAGUAAGAUCUGCAGGGGGCGCUACAGCCCAGUUCCCAGCCGCUACUCCUACGACCUCCGCCUGCUGGUCACCCAACUCUUCAAGGUGAACCCCAGAGACCGUCCCUCGGUCAGCUCUGUCCUCGCUCGUCCUUUCCUGGAGAAGCACAUCAGCAAACACCUGGAUCCACAGGUGAUGCAGCAGGAGUUCAGUCACUCGAUGCUCCAUCAGAACAGAGCAGCAGCAUCACGAGCAGCCAGAACCAGAGCAGCAGAGAAGGUCCAGAGGCGGAGAGGAGCCGAGAGGCCGGGGGCCCGGGGCCCGGGGGGGCCACCUGCCAGGCCCGACUGGAGGGUCCCACUCAGAGCCGAGACACCCGCCUACCACAGACCUCUUCAUCAAAGAGCAGCACAACCAGCGGCAGAGAGCGACGUCACAGAGCAGCACAACCAGAGGUUCAAGGAGCCUGUCGGUCACUACCAGCUGUACCACGCUCAGCUGGACGUCCUCCAGAGGAAGAGCGAGGAGGACGUCCUUCCUCCUGAUAGGGAGCAGCCGUGUGAAGACCACGCCCCUCGUCCUGCGGAGCCGUAUCAGCUUGUGGCAGCAGCUCGUCAUGAAUACCUGCAGAGGAGACUGGAGGCAAACCAGUACAAGCUGAGAGCAGAGAAGCAGCUGGGUCUGCGUCCGUGCACAGCCGAGCACAAAAGGAGGCCUGGAGGUCGGGAGCGGGACGUGGGACGAGCCGAGCACCAACACACACCUCAGGACAGAAGACAGGAAGGACAACAGGAGUACCUGCGUCAGUUGGAUGUCAUCAGGCAGCAGUAUCACCAGGAGAUGAAACAGAUGAGACGAAGAGCUGAAGCUGAGUCUCAUUCACAACAGAAACAUGGAACCUUCGUGGUGGAGAAAGCCAGAGAAGCUGGAGCAGCCGGCACAGAGCAGCAGGAAGCUGCUCUACAGGACAUGGAAGCAGCUCUGAGGCAAGUGAGAGACGAGAGCAGAGCUCUGCAGGGACAUCCCAGAGACAAGAAGGGAAUCAUGUUUGAGAUUCCGUUAGAUGACGAGGAGAAAGAGGGCGUCGACCCACUGAACCAGACCCUGAGCUUCCAGGCGGGGGAGGAGUUGAAGCUCAAGGAUUGGUUGGAGAAAAGAAGGGGGUGGAGUUUGAGGACACCGCAGACUCUGCUGGACGCACUCGCCAACAUGGACGUCCACUCCGACUACGAUACUGAAACUAACGAAGGUGAGGAGGCAGAGGGUCACAGACAGUGGGUAGACGCCCCCCCCACCACGCUGCUGAACGCUCUCAGUCAGGCUGAACUUGCUUCGUCCACUCUGGACUCAGUGACCACCGAUCUAGAGCCAGAGGCUGAAGAAGAGGAGGAGAAGAGAGAGGAAGAAACAGAAGAGAAGCAGGAGGAGGAGGAGGAAGAGGAGGAGGACUCUGAUGUGGAGAUGGAUGAAGAGCGACUGGAGCCGAGGUCAGACGACGAAGACACGAACUUUGAGGAGUCGGAGGACGAACUGAGAGAAGCGGUGGCCGACUCCAUGAACAACCUGUUCGUCAUGGAGGACGGGAGCUCGGACGGGACUGACGGCUCAGAGACAGUGGGGGACGAUGGGAAGGAGGAUGGCGAGGACGGGUCUGCAGCGAGUGCAGCAGACCCUCAACAAGUCGUUUUGUCCGAGCCCAGAGAACCUGAGUCCCUGAGUCCCAGGAGAACGAUCACACGUCUGUAGAUACACAGCCUCAGACAAGCGCACUCAAGUGGUUGUGAAAGAGGAUUUCACAUCCUGAUGAACACCAGCGCUCAGCUGCUUCCUGCUGACACAUCAAUCUGUAAACAACUCAAAAAGAUUUGGUUUCCAGUCAAAGGUUUCCUGAAGCAGCUGCUCAUUCAUCAAUCAUAAUUAGUGUGUGUGUGUGUGUGUGUGUGUGUGUGUGUGUGUGUGUGUGUGUGUGUGUGUGUGUGUGUGUGUGUGUGUGUGUGUGUGUGUGUGUGUGUGUGUGUGUGUGUGUGUUGUGAUGAAGGAAUGUGUAAAGGCUCAUUACUGAGGAAACAGACGCAGUACCACCGACAUGCUGAGGGGGCAGUGUCGCAGAUAGUUUAUACGAAACAACCAUAAGAUACAAAGACAUUUUAACAAUAACCAAAUGCUUUGAGGAUGAUAAGUUAAAACGCUUGGUGUGGUCAGACACUCGGCUCUGCCCUCUAGUGGAUGUUUUGCUUAACAACCAUGCUAAUGCAAAGCACACGUGGGAGUACGUGAGCAGUGACGGCUUCAUGCUUUGAAAUGGACGCAGCACUUUUCGUACGUCCAGGCAGAAUAAACAAGUCUUCACAGUU
This is a messenger RNA of Pleuronectes platessa (European plaice), 3533 nucleotides long. Its product is annotated as serine/threonine-protein kinase Nek5. Gene Ontology annotation, biological process: protein phosphorylation. The transcript has 23 exons. Gene Ontology annotation, molecular function: protein kinase activity; ATP binding. Lineage: Eukaryota; Metazoa; Chordata; Actinopteri; Pleuronectiformes; Pleuronectidae. Bases 562 to 2925 code for a protein of 787 amino acids. The record is from RefSeq and is a predicted model, not a curated record.